Messenger RNA from Lemur catta (Ring-tailed lemur), 1814 nucleotides. RefSeq names its product RAD9 checkpoint clamp component B (gene RAD9B). Gene Ontology annotation, cellular component: checkpoint clamp complex. The transcript is spliced from 11 exons. Lineage: Eukaryota; Metazoa; Chordata; Mammalia; Primates; Lemuridae. The record is from RefSeq and is a predicted model, not a curated record. Gene Ontology annotation, biological process: mitotic intra-S DNA damage checkpoint signaling; cellular response to ionizing radiation; DNA replication checkpoint signaling. The coding region runs from base 131 to 1375 and encodes 414 amino acids.
UUAGCGGAGGCAUAGUGGUAGGGUGGGAAGAUGAGAUAGCGAAACUUCUAAGAGCGCGGGAAACAUCCGGGCACCUGGGGCCGUCGAGCCGAGGCUUGCCUUCCGACCUUGCCUUUCAGAGCCCGUAGCCAUGCUGAAGUGUGUGAUGAGCGGCAGUCAAGUGAAAGUAUUUGGGAAAGCAAUCCAAGCUUUAUCACGAAUUAGUGAUGAGCUGUGGCUAGACCCAUCUGAAAAAGGUCUUUCUCUAAGAUCUGUGAAUUCUUGUCGGUCAGCAUACGGAUGUAUCCUGUUCUCUUCUGUGUUUUUUCAACAUUAUCAGUGGUCAACCUCAGUGAAUAUGAAUGGUAAUGAUACCACACUGAAUUUAAAUUGCAAAUUGGGAAUGAAGUCAGUUGUGCCCAUCUUUAAAUGUCUGAAUUCCCUUGAAAGAAAUGUAGAGAAGUGCAAAAUAUUCACCAGAUCUGAUAAGUGCAAAGUAGUUAUUCAAUUCUUCUGCAGAUAUGGUAUUAAAAGAACUCAUAAUGUAUGUUUUCAAGAAAGUCAGCCUUUGCAAGUUAUUUUUGAAAAGAACAUGUGUACUAAUACACUAGUGAUUCAACCCAGAUUGCUUGCUGAGGCAAUUGUUCUUUUUACGUCUGGUCAAGAGGAAGUUACUCUUGCUGUGACUCCACUGAAUUUUUGUCUCAAGAGUUCUAAUGAAGAAUCAAUGGAUUUUACCAAUUCUGUGUACAGUGAGAUGUUUGUUGGCCCGGAAGAGUUUGACUUCUUUCAAAUUGGAGUGAACACUGAAAUAACAUUUUGCUUCAAGGAAUUGAAAGGAAUGCUGACAUUUUCAGAAGUUACACAUGCUCCUAUAUCUAUUCAUUUUGAUUUUCCUGGGAAGCCUAUGGCUUUAAGUAUUGAUGAUAUGCUAGUGGAAGCUAACUUUAUUUUGGCUACAUUAGAUGAUGAGCCAAGUAGGGCAUCCUCGCCACAAUCCCUGUGCCUUUCACAGAAGCGAAAAAGGUCAGAUGGGAGGCAGUCAGAUGCAAAGGCUGAUGAAGAUGUAACCAGCCAGGCCCCGGAGUGUAUCUCGAGGAAAGCGACACCCAAAAGGCUUUAUCCUGAUGAGACUUUCACAAACAACUCUAUGUUGGGAAACUCUGGCAACUCUAUAAUGGAAAGAGCAGCUGGAGACAUCAACGAAGUACCAGAAAGCAGUGUCAGUGACACAGAGGAAGUGCCGGGGUCUCCAUAUCUCAGGAAGUUUUCUUGCAUGUUCUUUGGAGCAUUUUCUUCUGACCCACAAGAACACUUCAACCACCCUUUCGACAGCCUGGCAAGAGCAAGUGACAGUGAAGAGGACAUAAAUAAUGGCAGUUUCUCCACAUUCUAAUGCUUAACGAUAGCUGAGUCGGCUCCCAGCCCAGUGACUGGCUCACUUGCACCUGGAGCACAAGCUUUCACAUUUAGUGUGUAAAAGAUGUUGUCCUGGACUUCCUUGAAAUGGAGGAUGGGCUUCUGCUUUUCCAAACAUCAUCUUGUACAACAACCAUAUCUAGAAAUAGCUGCUUGUCAAGUGUAUGUAAUUAGCUUUAAAUCCAUUAUGCUACUUGAGAGGCAGAAGAGUUUUCUGUGCAGGAAAAAAUCCCAUUAGAGUUCUUCAAUUCAAUGCACAUUCCCCCAAAAGCUUUUAACAUUUUCUUUGCCAGUUUUAUAAAGGUAUUUAAACUUUCCUCGGCAGCCAUUUGGAGUGCAUCAAGAUGGCUUGCAAGAGUUCUGUCAUUAGCAGUCAGGUAUCUUUUGUAUUUGAUUGCCAACAUUUGGGUUUUAGU